UUUCCGCGCCGCGUGGAGAGGCGGAGAGAGAGCGCGAGCGCGCAGAGACCGAGGCAGCCGCGGCGCGAGCAGGUGUCGCUCUCCCAGGGUUGCUGACGGUGAACCCGGCAGCCGGCGAAGCCCCUCCCUCACCUGGACUGGGCCGUCCUGCCUCGUGAAGAAGGGUUGCCUGAGCCAUGGAAAGUUCUUCAGAUACAUUUGGAAAGGAUGACCCUGCUGGUGCCAAGUUACAAGAAUCCAGAGUAGUGACUGAAGAAGAAUGGCUGCAGAAAUGGGAAACGAACAAUAUUGGAUUUCAUAACGAGCAAGGACAUCCUCUCCUAAAGAAGUAUAUGGAUAUAUUUCUCGAUGGCAGGAGUGGGCUGAAGAUAUUUUUCCCACUUUGUGGCAAAACCAUUGAAAUGAAAUGGUUAGCUGACAUGGGGCACCAAGUCGUUGGUGUGGAAAUCAGUGAAAGUGCACUGAAGGAUUUUUUCACAGAACAAAAACUUUCAUUUUCGGAAGAAGCCAUUCCAGGCAUCCCUGGUAAAUUACUGAAGAGCACAACUGGAAAUAUUUCUUUGUACUGCUGCAGUAUUUUUGACUUCACCAGCGCCAUCACUGGCAAGUUCGAUGCGAUUUGGGAUAGGGGAUCUCUAGUAGCUGUUAACCCUUGUGACAGAGAACGCUAUAGCCAGUUGAUAUUAUCACUAAUGGACAGCAGGUGUCAUUGUCUACUAGCAACCUGUUUAUAUGACCCAAGCAAACAUAAAGGUCCACCCUUCUAUGUUCCUGAUUCUGAAGUGAAACAAUUAUUUGGCAAAUCCUGUGAUAUUACAUGUCUUGAAAAAGUCGAUGGUUUAGCAGAGAGGCCUAAGAAGUGGGGUUUAGAUUACUUUUGGGAGGUGCUAUACAUGCUUGUGUUAAAAUAGCCAAGAAGAUAACAAGCAUCUUGGGCUGCAGGUUGAGCAGGAGGAAGCAAGCACACACCCAGAUAGAUUGUACUACUUUUGUGACAGCAUCAGUUCAUCCCUAAUAUUUGAGAAAUUCCUAGCCCCACAUGUCACCACCAAAAUCAGCAAUACUGAAGGUAAAUUAUCAGCAAAGCAGUGGAAAACUUUAUACUCAUAUGAUUUCUGUAGGUUACAAUGGAGACAACUUCAAGCUGUCAAUUUCAGGCUACAGUCUAGGCAUAGUGAACACAUCCUAGUGGAAGCUGCUUCCUACUUUAUGUCGAAACAAAAUUAAAAAAUUCCUUCCAGUAGCACCUUA
This is a messenger RNA of Podarcis raffonei (Aeolian wall lizard), 1251 nucleotides long. RefSeq names its product thiopurine S-methyltransferase (gene TPMT). The transcript is spliced from 10 exons. The coding region runs from base 177 to 911 and encodes 244 amino acids. Gene Ontology annotation, molecular function: thiopurine S-methyltransferase activity. The record is from RefSeq and is a predicted model, not a curated record. NCBI's taxonomy places the organism in Eukaryota, Metazoa, Chordata, Lepidosauria, Squamata, Lacertidae.